Molecule: messenger RNA, 2261 nt
Organism: Durio zibethinus
Lineage: Eukaryota; Viridiplantae; Streptophyta; Magnoliopsida; Malvales; Malvaceae
Gene: CPD
Product: Cytochrome P450 superfamily protein
Biological process (GO): multicellular organism development; brassinosteroid biosynthetic process; sterol metabolic process
Molecular function (GO): monooxygenase activity; iron ion binding; oxidoreductase activity, acting on paired donors, with incorporation or reduction of molecular oxygen
Source: RefSeq, a predicted model, not a curated record
UUUCCAUUCUUUUCGUCUCUUUCUUAACUUUCUCAUAAGAAAAAGAAAGAAGGCAACUCUUUUUUGGGACUGUCAAAUUUAAAGAAAAAAAAACAAAAGAUGUUAGAUAUCGAAAUAUCCCCAAACAUUUAUUUCUUCGUUUUUCAUUCCGCUUCCCUAGAUUCUUACAGAUACCCCCGUGUGCUAGACCACACCCGUCUCUUUAUAAGUCUCCCAUUUCUCUUCUCUCAAAAUCUCUUUGUAUUUAUAUUCAUAAAAAAGAAAACCCAUUUUUUCUCUCUUUUGACUUCACCAAAAAAUACCCUUUUUCAUGGCUAUCUUUGUUCACUAUCUUGUCAUCACCGCCAUCAUCUCCGCCGUCUUCUUCCUCCUCCUCCGUGCUUACCGUCUCCGGCGGCUCUGUUUGCCGCCGGGAAACUUGGGUUUGCCUUUUGUUGGGGAGACUUUACAGCUUAUAGCUGCUUACAAGACUGAAAACCCUGAACCUUUUAUUGAUGAGAGGGUGAGCCGGUACGGUUCGAUCUUUACAACCCAUGUUUUCGGUGAACCGACUGUUUUCUCUGCUGAUCCGGAAACGAACCGGUUCAUCUUGCAAAACGAGGGGAAGCUGUUUGAGAGUAGUUACCCCGGUUCGAUAUCGAAUUUGCUUGGGAAGCAUUCUUUGCUUUUGAUGAAAGGAAGUCUUCAUAAAAGAAUGCAUUCUUUGACUAUGAGUUUUGCUAACUCAUCAAUUAUCAGGGAUCAUCUUCUGAUUGAUAUCGACCGUUUGGUCCGGCUCAACUUGGACUCCUGGACCGACCGUGUCUUCCUCAUGGAAGAGGCCAAGAAGAUAACUUUUGAGUUAACAGUGAAGCAGCUGAUGAGUUUUGAUCCUGGUGAAUGGAGUGAGAGUUUGAGAAAAGAAUACGUGCUUGUUAUUGAAGGCUUCUUCACCAUUCCUUUGCCUCUCUUUUCCACCACCUACCGUCGAGCAAUCAAAGCUAGGACGAAGGUGGCAGAGGCAUUGAGCUUGAUAGUAAGGGAAAGAAGGAAAGAGUAUGAAGCAGGAGAGAGGAAGAAUGACAUGUUGGCAGCAUUAUUAGCAGGGGAUGACAAUUUUUCCGAUGAGGAAAUUGUAGAUUUCUUGGUAGCUUUGCUUGUUGCUGGCUAUGAAACAACUUCAACUAUCAUGACUCUUGCUGUCAAGUUCUUGACUGAGGCCCCUCUUGCUUUGGCUCAACUCAAGGAAGAGCAUGAGGGGAUUAGGGCGAAGAAAAGCGAGUCAGAAGCUCUAGAAUGGAGUGAUUAUAAGUCAAUGCCAUUCACUCAAUGUGUUGUUAAUGAGACAUUGCGAGUGGCAAACAUAAUCAGUGGAGUUUUCAGGCGAGCAAUGACAGACAUUAACAUAAAAGGUUACACAAUUCCAAAGGGUUGGAAGGUUUUUGCAUCGUUUCGAGCUGUACAUCUUGACCAUGAUCACUUCAAAGAUGCUCGCACUUUCAAUCCAUGGAGAUGGCAGAAUAACUCCGGGACGAGCUGUCCUGGAAAUGUUUACACACCAUUUGGAGGAGGGCCUCGACUGUGCCCGGGAUAUGAGCUUGCUAGAGUAGAACUCUCUGUAUUUUUACACCACCUUGUAACUCGGUUCAGUUGGGUACCUGCUGAAAAAGAUAAGUUGGUCUUCUUUCCAACAACCCGAACGCAGAAGCGGUAUCCCAUCAAUGUGCAGCGUCGAGCUGCAUCUUUGUAGCCAAUGUAAGGAUAAUGUAGAAGAGAUGUAAUCAUUUUGGUAUGGUCGGAGUUAGUGAAUGUAAAUUGACUUAUAAUUCUUAUUUGUUGGGAGUUGUGGUAUUAGUAGGAAUGGAGGUAGCAGUGGUCUUUAUUUUGAUUUUUUUAUCCAUAUUCAAUUGUAACAAUUCCCUGAUGCUAGCAGCAAAUUCUAUUUAAAAAAUGAAAUUCAAAAGAGAAGUUAAAGAACAGAGAAAGAUAUGGAAAUUGAAAUUGUUUAUCAAAUCAAAAUCAUUGUAUCAAAAGUUUAGCUUAAACCAGGUCAAUUUAGAAAACAUGGUUAAAAUCAAACUCAUUCCUCACUUAAUCCUAAUACAUCAGAAACAAAAUCUGGCAUGCAUAACACACAAAGCAUGCUAUGCCGAUCUAACUCCGGCAUGCAUAAGACUCAACAAGCUGUUCCGGUUGAUCUAUACCAUACUCUAUUCUCGUAAGAUGAUACACAUUGGUUAACAGUCCUCCUGGUGUUAUAUCAUAAGGGAGAAUGUAGAUAA